Molecule: messenger RNA, 270 nt
Organism: Neurospora tetrasperma FGSC 2508
Lineage: Eukaryota; Fungi; Ascomycota; Sordariomycetes; Sordariales; Sordariaceae
Exons: 1
Coding region: 1-270 (89 amino acids)
Source: RefSeq, a predicted model, not a curated record
AUGCCUUUUUUCAAGUCAAAGAACAAGGCCGGAGACCACAAGACUAAGGCCCUCGCUCCUGCCCCCGCCACACCAUUUGACCCGUACUACGGGUUCUCCGACGGGUUUUCAGGCUCCCAGAACCGUAGAGGAAGUGACCCCUCCAGCUACCAGCACCAGUCCCCCUUCGAGGGCGGGCAAUACAUUUGCGCCUGCAAGGCCUGCACUUGCGGCGAGAGCGUCCAGUAUCCCGGCGAUAUGUGCCACGACUGCUCGAAUAACAAGCAUUAA